AGCGCGACCCCCAUCAUGCGCGCAGUUCUCCUCGCUGUCGCCGCCACAUGCGCGUCGGCGUUCAUGGCUCCUUCCCCUGUCUCUCUCUCCAGGAGGCCCCUCCGUCUGUCGCAGUCUCGCUCUGCUGCCGUCAGAGUCCCUCGCGCCUCCCCGGUCAUGAUGGCAAACAUCAAGGAGAGGACUGUUCGCGCUCCCGUCUUCGACGAGGUCUGCGAGCAGACUGGCAUCACCCUCACGCGCUACAUGAUGGAGGUUUCCCGCGCCAACCCCGAGCUCCGCGAUCUCGAGUCUCUCAUCAGCGGCAUCCAGCAGGCUUGCAAGACCAUCUCCAGCUUGGUUGACCGCGCCACCAUCACCGGAAUGGUCGGGUAUGCUAACGGAGGAGGAUCGAUCAACGUCCAGGGAGAGGAGCAGAAGAAGCUCGAUGUCGUCACCAACGACGUGCUCAAGCGCGCCCUGCGCUUCACCGGCAAGGUUGGCAUCAUCGCUUCCGAGGAGGAGGAUGUCCCCGUGUUCAACAAGGAUGCCUACAAAGUCCCGGGAGGUGAGGGCAAGUACCAGGACGUCACCGUCGACAUCGGCAGCAAGUACGUCACCGUGUUCGAUCCCCUCGACGGCUCCUCCAACGUCGAUGCCAACAUCCCCACCGGCACCAUCUUCGGCGUCUACGAGGAGGCCGAGAGCAUGGAGAACUGCAUGGUCAAUGAUGACAGCGUUGAGGGCUCCUGCCUCUUGAACACCCUCCAGCCGGGUGAUGCGCUCGUGGCCUCCGGCUACUGCCUCUACUCCUCCUCCUGCAUGUUCGUCUUCACCAUCGGAGCUGGAGUCAACGGCUUCACCUACGAUCGCUCCAUCGGCGAGUUCGUCCUCACCCACCCCAACAUUCAGCUCCCCAAGCGCGGCAAGAUCUACUCGAUGAACGAGGCCAACCGAUGGGACUGGGACAAGCCCCUCCAGGAUUACGUCACUGCCAUCCAGACUGGCCAGGGACAGACCAAGGCCAAGUACUCCUCCCGCUACAUCGGAUCCAUGGUUGGUGACGUCCACCGCACUCUCCUUUACGGAGGAAUCUUCGGAUACCCCGCCGACAAGAAGAACAAGGAUGGCAAGCUCCGCCUCCUCUACGAGGCUGCCCCCAUGUCCUUCCUCAUGGAGCAGGCUGGCGGUCUCUCCUUGACCGGCAAGACCCGCAUCAUGGAUCUCGUCCCCCAGAAGGUUCACCAGCGCGUUCCCUUCCUCGCUGGCUCCUACGAUGAUGUCAUGGAGAUGCGCUCCUACUACGACGCCUGCGAUGAUCCCGAGAUCAUCAAGAGAUGUCUUGCUCGCCUUGAGGGCUCCGCCAAGUGAGCUGGAACGAUUAGAGUGUGAAGAUGAUGGGAUUUUGCAGUAAAAAGACCUAAAUAGUC
This is a messenger RNA of Guillardia theta CCMP2712, 1406 nucleotides long. RefSeq lists its product as hypothetical. The transcript is spliced from 12 exons. Gene Ontology annotation, molecular function: fructose 1,6-bisphosphate 1-phosphatase activity. Lineage: Eukaryota; Cryptophyceae; Pyrenomonadales; Geminigeraceae. Gene Ontology annotation, cellular component: cytosol; cytoplasm. The record is from RefSeq and is a predicted model, not a curated record. Gene Ontology annotation, biological process: fructose 1,6-bisphosphate metabolic process; sucrose biosynthetic process; gluconeogenesis. The coding region runs from base 16 to 1347 and encodes 443 amino acids.